GAAGUAUCGAAUACUGUCGAAAAUCGCCGCCGCGAUCUAAUCGAGAGUGUACGCGUGCGACGCGACGAGAAACGUAAGGUGCUUAAAGAUCAGAUCGAAGCGAUCACGGACGAGAAAAAGAAACUGGCGAAGGAACUGGAAUCGUGCCAACUGGAUGUGCGGUCAAUGGCUCGUCAGCUGAAGACCAUGGACACUGGAUGGGAACGUCAGCUGACACAACCACGGGAGAACGCCUUUUUGAAGCUGAACACGAAUUCUAGCCAGCUCAUUUGUGAUGUUCAACGGUGUCUAGCGGACUUCGGAUCAUUAACAGCCUCAACAACAUUCCCAGGCGAAACAGUGGUGGAACUUUUGGAUUCGGCAUCAACCUACACUGAAGUGAAACUGAUUGUCAGGACAUUCGAUGUGGAUUGUCGGCCGAGAACAUCCGGCGGAGAUCCACUGGACGUGCGGCUUCGAUUUGACGACAGUUCGCUGCCAAUUUCUGUUAACGAUCUCAACGAUGGCACUUAUGAACUGUCCUUCAGGGUACAACAGUCGGGCGAUUAUGUGGUUGACGUGGACAUCUUCGGUCGUCCAAUAAAAAAUAGCCCAUUUCCCGUCUCGGUUUCGUCGCACCAUAUGCCUAAGUGA
This is a messenger RNA of Ostertagia ostertagi, 633 nucleotides long. The record is from the annotation of a GenBank genome assembly. Lineage: Eukaryota; Metazoa; Nematoda; Chromadorea; Rhabditida; Trichostrongylidae.